AUGGCCCUCGGCACGCAUUCCGCACCUCGUAACGUUGCUCCUCGGCAUUAUGAGGUGCUUCUAUUUGGCGACUUGUCUACGUCCGGCUUCGAGGAGGAACUGAGACGUCUGCUGCACAUCAAGACCGAUCCACUUCUGUCUUGCUUCCUUGAGCAAGUCGGCCUGUCCCUCCGGAGGCUCAUAGGCAACCUACCACUUCGGCAACAAGACCUGUUCCCUCGCUUUACAACCCUCAUUGACCUCGUCUCCUGGCUCGAAAGUACCCAAGGCGCGCCAGUGUUGCGAUUCUUUACCUUGUGUGUUUAUGAGAUUGCGCAAUUCAUUGUAAAAUAUGGAAGCAAUUCCGAGCCGUAUCCCUCGCCCAGGGGGACUUGCAUCAUUGGGCCCUGCACGGGAGGCUUCGCAGCCGCCGCCAUCAGCUGCUCCCAGACACUAUCAGAGUUGAUUCCAGUUGCCGUUGAAGCGUCUCUCGCUGCGUUUCGGACGGCGCUUUGCUCGUGGUUGGCAGGUCAAGAUUUGGCGCCACGCCAAACCUCGGAAACAGCAUCAUGGUCCGCUGCUGUGAAACCAAGAGAUGCCAACGAGUCGGUCGGGCAGCUGUUGGAGGAGAUGGGCACGCCUGAUUCGAACCGUGGGCAAUCCAGGCUCUACGUCAGUGCCACAACACCGGAUCAAUCAACCACAAUAAGCGGUCCGCCGUCGUCACUGCAUGGCUUCCUCUCCAAGGCGUCCGGCAGACUGCGGUCACGGUACCUUGAUAUCCAGUCGCCCUUCCAUGCACCGAGCUUGUUCGACGAGGCGGACGUGGACAUGAUUGUGAGCCAGGUCGCAAACUCGGCAGCGCCGCGAGUUCCGGGGAUACCAUUCUUGUCAUCAUCUACGGGAGAGGUCGUCAAAGUCCCCUCAUUUGAAGAGCUUCUUCGUCUUGUGGUGAGCGAGACUCUGCGGCAACCCGUCCGCUGGGAGUCGGUCGUGUCCUCAUGUCGCUCCCUGCUGGCCGACACGCAGACACAGGAAUGCUCCAUCAUGUCAUUCUCAAGCCACGCCGCAUCGAUGCUCAGCAGUGCCUUGGCAGUUGAUAAUGGCAUCCGAGUCAAGGUUGAGCACGUGGCACAGCCCCAAAACCGACCGGCCAGCCCUUCGGGCAGCUUUGCAAACUCCAAGAUUGCCAUCAUCGGCUACUCGGGUCGAUUCCCUGAUGCUGCUUCCAACGAAGCUUUCUGGGAACUCCUGCGUGCUGGACGAGAUGUCCACCGCGAGAUUCCAGCCGAUCGCUUUGACUGGGAAACACACUACGAUGCCACGGGCAAGCGCAAAAACACCAGCCGCGUCAAGUUUGGCUGUUUCAUCCAAGAGCCAGGAGUGUUUGAUGCCCAGUUUUUCCACAUGUCGCCGCGAGAAGCAGAGAAUACCGAUCCAGCACAGCGGCUGGCCAUCACGACGACCCUAGAAGCUAUCGAAAUGGCCGGCCUCGUGCGAAACCGCACCCCGAGCACGCAACAGGACAGGGUCGGCGUCUUUUUUGGCACCACCAGCGACGACUGGCGUGAGGUGAACAGUGGCCAGGAUGUCGAUACGUAUUUCAUCCCCGGGGGCAACCGUGCCUUUGUACCCGGGCGUAUUAGUUACUUCUUCCGAUUCUCCGGCCCUAGCUUGAGCAUCGACACAGCUUGCUCGUCGAGCUUUGCUGCCAUCCAGACUGCUUGCAGCUACCUCUGGAGGGGUGAAUGCGAUACUGCUAUUGCUGGCGGCACCAAUGUCCUCACAAAUCCCGACAACUUUGCCGGUCUAGACCGUGGCCACUUUCUUUCGACGACUGGGAACUGCAACCCGUUUGAUGACGAGGCCAGCGGCUACUGUCGCGCCGACGCCGUGGGAUCAGUAAUCCUGAAGCGACUGGAAGAUGCCGAGGCAGAUCAUGACCCGAUAUUCGGCGUCAUUGUUGGGACCAACACCAACCACUGCGGCCAGACCGACAGCAUUACUCGCCCACACGAGGGGGACCAAGCAAGCGUCUUUCGACGAAUCAUGAGAUACGCAAACGUUGACCCUCUUGACAUUGGCUACAUCGAGAUGCAUGGGACGGGCACCCAGGCAGGAGACUUUACAGAGAUGAACUCUGUCCUGUCCGUAUUUGUACCGGAAACGAAGCGGACGCGCUUGGAGCCCCCUAGGCCUCUCUAUAUAGGCUCUGCCAAGGCAAACAUCGGACACGCCGAAUCGGCAUCCGGGGUCUCGUCGCUGAUAAAGGUGCUCAUGAUGAUGAAGAAGAAUGAGAUUCCACCACAUUGCGGCAUCAAGACGCGCAUCAACCACAACUACCCGUUGGACCUCUCCGAGCGUGGCGUGCACAUUGCGCUCAGCCCAACCCCCUGGCGAAGAGAAGACAGUGUUUCCGGUAAACGUUCCGUCUUCCUGAACAACUUCAGCGCCGCCGGCGGGAACACGGCCGUCUUGUUGGAGGACGCCCCCCGCGAGACCGAGGCACCGGGGGCUGAGCAAGACCCGAGACCUGUGCAUUUGGUUGCAGUGACGGCAAAAUCAAAGACCUCUCUGCUCGGCAACCUCACAGCGCUUUCUUCGUGGCUCCAAGAGCACCCCGAGAUUCCAGUCUCUCGUCUCUCGUACACUACGACGGCGCGCCGCACGCAUCACAACUACAGGAUCACCGUGUCAGGCUCGGACAUGGCGUCCAUUCAGUCCAGCAUUAAGACGAAGCUGUCAACAAUGAGUCCGGCAGUCAUCAAGCCGAUUCCACCUGUUGUCAGGCUUCCAAAGCUGGUGUACGCAUUCACUGGCCAAGGCACGCUGUACUCCGGGCUGGGCAAGUCGUUGUACUUGACACACGCCGCCUUUCGCUCAAGCAUCCUGCGCAUGAAUCGCCUCGCACAAGAUCAAGGGUUUCCCCCCUUCAUCGGACUCGUCGACGGCAGCCAGUCUGUAGAGAACGCCAAGGACGUCAGCGCCAUGGUCUCGCAGCUCGCCAUCACCUGCGUGCAGAUGGCUCUCUUUGAGCUCUGGUGCAGCUGGGGCCUGACUCCCGCCGCAGUAAUCGGCCAUAGCCUCGGAGAGUACGCCGCCAUGUAUGCCGCGGGAGUCGCGAGCGCGGCAGACACCAUCUACCUUGUUGGCCACCGGGCAGCUCUGCUGGAGCAACAUUGCGUCCCCGGCACCAACGCCAUGCUUGCAGUCAAGGCUCCCUCCAACCUUGUCAAGCGGUUGAUGAGCAGUACCGGAUGCGAGUUGGCAUGUAUCAAUCAGCCGACAGGUCACGUAGUAAGUGGUCUGGCCGAGAACAUUUCUCGCGCCGAGGGCGAGGCUGCCGCGGCGGGACUUGAGACUGUCCGAUUAGAGCUUCCAUAUGCCUUUCACUCGGCUCAUGUCGAGCCCAUUCUUGCCCCGUUCAAAGUCGCCGCAUCUCGAGGGAUCACGUACAGUGCUCCUACGAUUCCCAUAGUCUCCCCCCUGGAGUCCAGAGUGGUCCAUGCCGGAGAGAUUGGCGUGUUUGACGCGUCCUACCUCGUCCGUGCCUGUCGCGCCACCGUCGACUACCAGGGCGCUCUCGAGGCGGCCAGGGACGAUGGUUUGGUCAACGAGCGCACCAUUUGGCUGGAAAUUGGAGCCCAUCCCACGUGCAGUGGUAUGAUAAAAGGCACUCUUGGAGCCGAAUCCACCACCUUGCCGUCGCUGCGGAAGAACGUCGAUGCAUACAAGUCAUUGGUUUCGUCACUCGAGAGUCUGUACACGGCAGGAUUCGACAUCGCCUGGAACGAAUACCAUCGACACUUUCCGUACUCACACAAGGUCGUCGAGCUGCCAAGGUACUCUUGGGACUUGAAAAACUACUGGAUCCAGUAUAGGAAUGACUUCUGCCUGGCCAAGGGCGAAGGUCUUGUGCCCGCAACGGGCGGAGAUGGCGCUCCUCGGCCAACACUGGGCGCGCCCAACGUGCCGCAGUAUGAAUAUUUGUCGCCCUCGGUUCAGAGGGUCAUCGAGGCUCAUCAUGGCAAGGAAAAGUCGUCACUGCUUGUGGAGUCGGACGUAUUCAACGAGAAGCUGUUGCCCGUCUUUCAAGGCCACGUGGUUAACGGGACUCAGCUCUGCCCUUCGUCCCUCUACGCAGAUGUUGCCUUGACGGUGGCACAAUACAUGCUUCAAGGCCCAGGAUUGUCGGCUUCGACGACCGGCCUCGACGUGGCAGACGUCAAGGUCGAUGCGCCUCUCAUUGCUCAACCCGCAGAAACCGAGCAUUUGUUCCGCGCUUCUGCAGCGGCCGCGUGGAGCGAGAACCUGAUCACCAUGUCCAUCUUCAGCGUCAAUAGCCGAGGCGAGCGUACAACGUCGCACGCCAAGCUCGAAGUGCGGGUUGUUCCUGAGCAGCGUUGGAUGGAUAACUGGAAGCGCAAUUCUCACUUGAUCAUGUCCCGCAUAGAGGCCUUGAACCAGGGCAUCCAUGGUGGCAACAGCCACAAGAUGAAGCGCGGAAUGGUGUACAAGCUAUUCGGGGCGGUGGUAGAGUAUAGCAAGCAGUACCAGGGUAUGGAGGAGGUCGUGCUAGACAGCGAAAGGCUCGAAGCAGUCUCGACUGUCAAUUUCCAGAUUGCCGACAACGGCUUUGUGGUAAACCCGCACUGGAUCGAUAGCCUCGGAGGCAUCGCAGGCUUCAUCAUGAAUGGCAAUGAUGCCGUCGAAAGCAAGAAACAAGUCUUCAUCAACCACGGAUGGGAGCGGCUGCGAAUCGCAGACAAGUUGGACCGAGCCAAAACAUAUUACGCGUACAACCGAAUGCAGCGAGCUGACAAGACCAUGUACGAGGGCGACACGUAUGUCCUUCAUGACGGGCGGAUCGUGGCCAUUGUUGAAGGAGUAAAGGUAACAUCACCCUCGAUUAUGUUGGUCCAAGCUUUUGGCGGCCAGCGGCGAUGGAAUUCGAAUUUUGAGCUGAGAGAUGCUAACAAGCCUGCUUUACAGUUCCAAGGAGUCCCGCGCCAAGUCCUUGAUCAUGUCCUGCCUCGCAAGACCUCAACCUUGACCGCGUCAACUGGCGCACCAUCUCAAACGCAUGGCGCCUCUGGGAGCCGCGCGAAAGCAGCCAGUGUCCUGGAGCAAAAGCUUCAGAAAGCAUCAAAAGAGACAGCCUUUCAGUCAAGGGGCAAACCCAAGCCGUCAUCCUCCCUUCUCGACAAAGUCUUGGCCAUCAUUUGCGAGGAAGUUGGGCUCUCCCCGGUCGAGCUCCAGCCGGAGAGCGAGUUUGCUAAUCUCGGGGUUGACUCUCUCCUUUCACUCACAAUUCUAGCGAGAGCCCGUGAAGAAUUGAAGGCAGACCUCUCACCAUCUCUAUUUGUAGAUUGCCCAACGGUCGGUAGUCUAGAGGCCUUGCUUGGAGCCCGAACACCCGAUUCAGAUGAGGAUACGCCAACGCCCGAUUCACGGUGUGACUCUCCCCUCAGCAGCUACACUGAUAUUACCACCCCAGUAUCUGAACUGGACCCCGAUGUCUCUGGUGACCUCGGUGAUCCAAAGAAGGAAACACUGGGGAUCUUCAGGAGUGCUAUAGCCGAGGAAACAGGUGUGUCGCUUGGCGACUUGAGACCCUCGACAUCUCUCGCAGACAUUGGAAUUGAUUCAAUACUUUCUCUCACAAUCAUGGCCAAGAUCACCGAGACCUUUGGUGACUCGGUACCUCGAGACCUCUUCGCAAACUACACCACGCUCCAAGAGGUCGAAGGGGCCGUUCUUGGCUCACUUGGGUUAAACGAAAGGAAGGACAAACGAGAGAAAGCCCAGUCGUACAAUCAAGCAUCUUCUCGGGACGAUCAGUGCUUGGAAAGUUACCGCCCGGAUCUUUCGUCACCACCGCACGCGACUUCCAUCCUCUUGUCGGGGUCCGCAGAGACGGCAACAUCUCUCUUGUUCCUACUACCAGACGGCUCGGGCUCAGCCUCCUCCUACGCCGCCCUGGCGCGGAGCAUGGGCAGGGGGGUUGCUGUUUACGGCCUCAAUUGUCCUUGGCGUAAAACCGCCGAAGAAAUGACGCGCCUGAAUAUCGACAUGGCAGCGCUCGCCGAAAAGUAUGUCAUUGAGAUCCAGCGACUGCUCGGCCAAAGGAACAAGCCCAACGCCGGCGGCCGUGUUCCUUUCGCCAUUGGCGGCUGGUCCGCCGGCGGCAUCAUCGCGGUUGAAGCCGCGCGCGUCCUCCGAAAGUCCGGACAGACUGUGGACAAGCUUAUUCUACUGGAAUCACCAAAUCCAAUUGGCCUGCAGAAUCCGCCAGAGAGGAUGUAUGACUUCUUUGACUCUGUUGGAAUCUUUGGGGGCGGGCGUAACAAGAUGCCUGAGUGGCUGCGCUCGCACUUUCGUGAGUUUAUCCGCAUUCUCGAUGACUAUGAACCCACGGCGUUGCCGGAUGCCCCCCCAACACUCCUGGUGUAUGCACGCGAUGGCGUUUGCAAAGACCCCAACGGACCGCGUCCUGAAAUGCGCCCGGACGAUCCUCGCGAGAUGUUGUGGCUGCUGAAUAACAGGACGGAUUUCUCUGCCAGCGGCUGGAAGACGAUACUUGGGAAGACGCAGCUUACUAUUCGCGUCGUUGAUGAUGUCAACCACUUCAGCCUCAUGGACCCGGGUCCUGCUAUGAAGAUGCUAGGCGGUACCAUUGAGGGGUACUUGUGUUGA
This is a messenger RNA of Metarhizium album ARSEF 1941, 6675 nucleotides long. Its product is annotated as polyketide synthase. Gene Ontology annotation, biological process: secondary metabolite biosynthetic process; fatty acid biosynthetic process. The record is from RefSeq and is a predicted model, not a curated record. Lineage: Eukaryota; Fungi; Ascomycota; Sordariomycetes; Hypocreales; Clavicipitaceae. Gene Ontology annotation, molecular function: 3-oxoacyl-[acyl-carrier-protein] synthase activity; phosphopantetheine binding; fatty acid synthase activity. The coding region runs from base 1 to 6675 and encodes 2224 amino acids. The transcript is spliced from 6 exons.